Messenger RNA from Dufourea novaeangliae, 618 nucleotides. RefSeq names its product probable citrate synthase 2, mitochondrial. The record is from RefSeq and is a predicted model, not a curated record. Gene Ontology annotation, cellular component: mitochondrial matrix. The annotation marks the transcript as partial. The transcript is spliced from 2 exons. Gene Ontology annotation, biological process: tricarboxylic acid cycle; carbohydrate metabolic process. Lineage: Eukaryota; Metazoa; Arthropoda; Insecta; Hymenoptera; Halictidae.
GUAAGCAGAACGAGAAAUACUCCCAAUAUAAGCACAAAUUUGAAGGAAGCCCUAUGGGAAAAGAUUCCCGUUCACUACGACCUAUUACGGAAUUUUCGCGAACGGUACGGGUCCACCGUAGUCAGUCACGUCACCGUGGAAAACAUAUACCAGGGAUUGAAUGGCGUGAACACUAUGGUUAGAGAAACAUCAGAAACUGAUCCAAAACAUGGUAUCAAGUAUAGGGGAUUGACGCUACCGGAAGUUCUUACUCUUUUACCGCGUCAAGGGAAGUCGCCCAGCGCGGAAGCUGUAUUUUGGUUGUUAGUUACCAGCGACGUUCCAACACAGGAACAAAUCGUCUCGUUAAUCGUUGACUGGUCGGUACGACGUCAAAGAAGGAAAUAUUGGUGGUCCGCGUCAGGUGGUGGAAUUGUUGGUUCCGUUCUUCAAACUCUUCCGAAAACAACUACACCUCUGGGAAAAUUAUCAGUGGCCCUCGCGAUCUUCGACUCCACCAAACAUCUGAAAGAGGCAUUGAAAAAUCGAGCUUCGAGUCAUACAUACUGGCAAGUGAGUGGAGGAACCACGAGUAUAUUAAAAUGCUGUCAUGAACCAAUAUAUUUAAAAUUCCUCUAG